This is a messenger RNA of Leptidea sinapis, 2571 nucleotides long. Its product is annotated as arginine/serine-rich protein PNISR. The coding region runs from base 188 to 2449 and encodes 753 amino acids. Gene Ontology annotation, cellular component: presynaptic active zone; nuclear speck. The record is from RefSeq and is a predicted model, not a curated record. The transcript is spliced from 12 exons. Gene Ontology annotation, molecular function: RNA binding. NCBI's taxonomy places the organism in Eukaryota, Metazoa, Arthropoda, Insecta, Lepidoptera, Pieridae.
AGUUUGAUUUUAUCUGUGCCAGUGCGCUGCGGAGUGCGGAUAGUGUUUUUUAGUUUCAUUACCAUAUUUUGUAAAUAUAAACUGCAUUAUAUAUCAUGACUAAAUAAUAAAGAUUGUGUUACGCCGGACUUUCUUUAAUACUUACGUUAUAUAUUACCUUGUAAUGAAAUAAAUUAAAAAAAUAAACAUGUUCUCCGGAAAGGAUGCCGCUAAUCCGGCAUAUCCCACACAGUGGGCUCUAAACCCAACUGCAUAUCAAAAUGUGGACGAUAGUCAGGUCGACUGGGCAGCGCUAGCUCAGCAAUGGAUUGCCAUGAAAGAAGCGGAGGUUAUAGUUGGAACAUCCCAGUUGAAGGCCGAAGAAGGUGGUGAAGCCCCAAUGGAUAUGGAAAUACCAAGUGAGACUUCUAUCCCUCCAGGAGCUGAAUGGAAUUCCUCUACAAACUCAUGGGGAGGACCAUGGAAUCAAUGGGGUUGGGGGUGGCCUUCUGGGGCAGUUGACCCCAAAAUGCCUCCAAAUCAAAAUAUGCCUUUGCCUCCAAUGGCUGAUCGCUAUCCAGUGCCUGAAAAUGCAGCUGAAAUUCCUGGUUAUACAACAGGAACAGUACCAGCACCAGCACCAAGUUUCCAACAUGGAUACUGGACUGCUCCACAAGUUGAUCAGAGCAGCGAUAACAAAGAUAGAAAUAGUAGGACCAGUGCCAGCAGGUCGAAAAGCAGGAAUAGAGAAUCUAAAUUGACAAGGAGUAGGCCAAACAGGGAAAGACCAUUACUGCCACCUGUAGUUGAACCAGCAGUACCACCUGUCAUGUCUCCUCUGGAUGCAGCAAAGAGACGACAAUUACCUGCUUGGAUUAGAGAAGGCUUAGAAAAAAUGGAACGUGAGAAACAGAAGGCCUUGGAACGUGAGCAGGAAGCCAAAGCCCAAGAGAUUGCUGAGAUGGAAAAGAAAAGGCUUGAGGAAGAAGAACUCCAGAGGUUGAAAGCUGCAGCUAGUGGGGAGCCUGUUAUGCCAGUGAAGAGCAAAUUUGAAACCGAUUCAGAAGGUGAGGAGUCUGAGAUAGAAGAAACUGAGGAUAAUGUUAAGGAAGAAGAAGCGGGGGAAGAAGAUGAAGAAAUAAAGAAGGAACCAGUUGAAGCAAAUCAGCUGGGGAAGAAAAGCAAAGAGGAAAUCAUGCAGGAAGUGAUGUUAGCAGUGCGUCGCUCGCUUACUGAAAUCCUGCUGGAAGUGACGGACCAAGAGAUACAGUCUGUCAGUCAGGAGGAACUGGCCCGGUAUAACACCGCACAAGCAUCGCGCCUCAACGCUAUGAAAGCGAGUCAGUCGAAGGCAUUCACCGCUAUUGCAUCUGGCCUCGGUCUUGGGGCGUAUGAGAGUAGCAGCGACAGCGACGAAGACGAAUCAAACGACCUUUCUGAUCACCAGUUACAGGAGAUAAUAAAAAGCAAGAAGUCAGAAUUCGAGCGGACAUCGCGCGAGAUCGAGGCGGACGUGCGGCGAGCAGAGCAGCGCGAGGAAGGAGCGGUCGUCGGGGAGGAGAGCACUACGCCCAACGCUACGCCGGAGAUGCCGAGAUCACGUUCUUCAGCAACUCCACCUCCAAAAGAUAGCGACACCCCAGAGAAAAAACAGGAACGUCGUUUUUCUAAAGACAAAAGAUUUAAUAAUAAAUCAGCGGACAAAGUAGACGUUGGUCACAAAUUAGAUACAAUUCACGAAGAAAAACAGCGAAAGUAUAGUAUACACGAUACUACUCCAAGUCCUCCAAAAAAUUCUAAAAACCACAAUAAGGAAAGCAGCACUUCCACCAGCAGCAAUUCUGAUGCUUCAUCUAGUUCAAGCUCCUCGGAAAGUGAGACCGACACACAGACUGAGAGUAGAUCCAAAAAGCGUAAACGUAAUAGUUCAAGCUCUAGCAAUACUCCAAAAGAAUCUAAAAAACAUAAAAAAGAUAAAUCGUAUAAACAAAGUGAGCAUUCUAAAACUAAACACGAAGGUUAUAUAUCAGAAACAUCCAAGUCUAAAAGGCACGACCACAAAAGACAAAAGUCUAAAAGCAAGGACGACUAUGAAAGCUAUAAGUCUAAAAAUAGGGACGACCAUGAAAGCCAUAAGUCUAAACAUAGGGAUGACUACGAAAGCCUUAAGUCUAGAAGUAGGGAUGAGCGUUCGCAUAAAGAUAGGUAUAGGGACGAUGAUAACAGGGCAAGGAAGCAUUCCCGGAAAUCACGUUCGAUAAGCUACGAGUCGCGGUCCGGUCGUAAACGGUCCCGGGACCGAUCAGAUGAUAGGUCGCGUCGGCGGGAUAAACGUUCCUACGAUAGAGAUUCCAGACGGGAUAGGUCUUAUGAAAGGUCCAGAGAUUACGACAAAUACGAUAGGUAUGAUCGUAGGGACUACGAGCGCCGAAGAUCCCGCAGUGGCAGCCAUUCCAGAUAUCGUAGAUGAACACCAGGUUUACUUUCUAAAAGAUAUGUGAAGUCUUGAUCUUCAGGUGUAAAUACUAGUUUUCAUGUAUAUUAAUAGCUGUGUACUGCAUUGCAUUUUAACAAUAAAUAUUUAAAAUUAAA